Messenger RNA from Trichobilharzia szidati, 387 nucleotides. Lineage: Eukaryota; Metazoa; Platyhelminthes; Trematoda; Strigeidida; Schistosomatidae. The record is from the annotation of a GenBank genome assembly.
AUGCAGGUUUCGCUAUAUGCAGAUGAAUUAACAGGAAUGAUGCCGAUUCAUGCUGCAGCAGCCUGGGGGAAUCCAAAAUGUAUUGAAGUUCUUGUUCGACAUGGUUGUAAUAUCAAUCAAAUUGAUUCGUUGAACUGUUCUCCUGUUCAUCAUGCAGCUAGAAAUGGACACAGUGCUACAGUAGACUGGCUUAUAAGGAAUGGAGCAAAUCUAUUGGAGUUUAAUUUAUUUGGUCAAAGACCAUCUGAUUUAGCUUUGGCGAAUCACUUCCCUGAACUUGCAGAUAUCAUUCGUCGAGAAGCUAAAAAACAAUUCAGAGAUUUGGAAUCUAAACCAAUAAAGACAUCAGCUUCAAGGGGGUCGAAAGCAGAGCAUGGUGGUAAAUAA